Molecule: messenger RNA, 2323 nt
Organism: Clunio marinus
Lineage: Eukaryota; Metazoa; Arthropoda; Insecta; Diptera; Chironomidae
Source: the annotation of a GenBank genome assembly
GUAUAAUAACAUCUGAGUGCGACAGAAUAGUUCAGUUCUUGAGAACUUAUUAUUUUUUGAUUAGUAAUCCAUCGGGAUUGUAGUGAAAGAAUAAUAAAUAACUUAUUUCAGUGAUUUUGUUAUCUAAAUGCACAAAAAGAUUCUUAAAGUGUUGAUAAAUUAAAGUAUAUUUAGGGCUUUUAAGAAUGGCAUCGAGACGUUCAUCGCUUUUAUUUUUGCGUUUUGAUUACAAAUCCUUAACUAGUUUGCAUCAUAGGAAUAAGAAUUUUACGUGGAGUUGCACGCAACGUUUCCUGUCAACAACAUCAGAUGUGACCCCACAUAGCAAAUUAGAGCCCUUAGCAAGCAAUAGAAACACUAAUGAUGUUACCGUUCAAUACAUCCGAGGGCUACCGAAUGUCAUCUGUCCACUGCCUAGCCGUAACGAAAAGUGCCAAUUCAUUCUCCGGCCAGUGUCCCAUAAUGUCGGUGAUUUCAUAGAAAUGUUGAAAGCAGAAGACCGUGGCAUUGAUCGUGCGGCGAUUUUAAAUAAAAAUGGUGUUCGGAUAGCUUCAUCGUGUUCCAUUGAGAAUCUCAUGGACGAAAGUUUCUGGUUGCAUUUAAAUGACAAACAUUACUUUGUUGAGCCACCAAAGCGAGAAAAAAUAUCAUCAGAAGAGGUCACAAAAUUGGGCGACGUGAGAUCGCUGGUGGCACAGCUUUAUGAAGCGCUGCACGUAGGUGAACAUCAAAUUCGAAAAGAAAGAGAGCUUUACGAGAAACUAGAGACAUUAAAUUCAAAGUUAGGACCAUUAGAGCAGAAAAAAGUGGAAUUGGAUGAAAAAGCAGCUCGAAAGGCGAAUGCCCUUACAUGGGUUGGGCUAGGGUUGAUGUCCGUGCAAUUUGGUGUAUUAGCUCGAUUGACAUGGUGGGAAUAUAGUUGGGAUAUUAUGGAACCGGUGACAUAUUUUGUCACAUAUGGAACUGCCAUGGCUGCGUAUGCUUACUUCGUACUUACGAAACAAGAAUAUAUUCUUCCCGAUGUUAAAGAUCGUCAACACUUAAUUUCGUUGCAUAAAGCAGCGAAGAAGAAUGGCCUCGACCUCAAUCAAUACAACGAGAUCAAACGUGAAAUAGCCGAGAUUGAACAUGACUUAAGGCGUAUCAACGAUCCCCUUUAUAAGAAUCUCCCCGCAUUUCCACCAAAAACGCCAAACUUUAGUCAAACUGAAAUCGCAUCAUCGAAAAAGCUCAAAUCAAUUCUAGCGGAUGCUGCAAAAUUGAAGAGUGGAACUAAGGGGAGUGUAGAAAAAAUACAACAAAUACUCGAAGCGGCGACUAAAAGACUUAAAAAGUAAUUUCGUGAUCGCAUGACGUGAAGGUUUUUUCAUUAUUUUCAUUUCUCCCUUCGAUAAUUCUUUAAUCUCCGGGACCGGGACGCGGCUAUACGAGAAUGAAAACUUUUCAAAUAGCAACAAGAAAAAAAAUAUCUAAAUCUUUAUCCGCUUAUCUAUUUCCUUUUUUCUUUCUUCGACUUAAGCUUUUCAUAAAAAAAUAAUCGCAGGAGAGAAUUUCAAAUCUACGUAAUCGAAAAUCCAAUGAUCUUCAAUCUAAAAAUGUUGCAUUUUAUUUUAUAGUUUUAUGAUUUGUGUUACUUAUUUGUUCAAUCGUGACAAACUUUAAUUUAAGCCAAACAAAAUGAAAACGAGAAACUUUUGUUACAAAUUUAUAAAAUCUCAAAUCAGGAUGUGUAGGAAGGAAUUGAUUACCAUUAAUUAAACAUUUUGUUACAAUUGUUAAUUAUGUUGAAAAACAAAGAUGAAUAAUUAUUUUAUAAAGAUUUUAGCUGACAACGACUUACGUUCCUUGAAGUGACUUUUUUCAAUGCACAACAACUUCAAGAGCCAUUUAGUGCACAAAAAUAAUACAAACACACACACAAAAUAAGUUACGAAUAUAAAUUUAUGGGUAUGACUUUAAGAAACUCUUUUCGACCUUACAAAUUGCGAAAAUCUUAAUUGAAGCUAUCAACACUCGAAAUUAUUUUCGAAUUAUGUAGUACUUAAGGACAAAGUUAAAUUAAAAUAUAAAGAAAAAAGAAUCAUCAUCAAGUCUUUCUUAAUGUGUGACUAUAAACAUUUAACACUUACUAGAAUUGAAAAUAAAAAAAAAUUGUUAAAGUUUUGCUUUUAUUUUUCCUUUUUCUACCAUAAAAAAUGAAAUCAUUAUCUACAUAAUUAAUUAGGUAAGAAAUUAAACGAAGCUUUUAAAAGAUAAAACAAAAAAGAAAUUUCUAAAAAGUUACUGUAAUGAUAAAAAGUAACAGAAAAUGAAAAUAUGAAGA